AUGGCGGCUGGCGUGCUCUCGUCAGAGAUUCUUUACCUUCCCCGUUUAAAUCUCCAGACGUCUCUUGUGUUCAUCCUUGCCUUUCUUCUAGCGUGGUUGUAUCUCAAACGCCCGAGGAACCUGCCUCCCUACCCGGCAGGAUGGUGGCCUGUUCUCGGGCACCUCCUCGCCUUGGGCCGAGCGCCUCACCUCAAGCUGACGGCGUGGAGGCGGGAGUACGGGGACGUCUUUACUGUUAGGAUCGGGACGGAAGAUGUGGUGGUUCUGAACGGCUACACUGCCGUCAAGGACGCGCUCGUGGAUAGGUCCGAGUUGUUCGCCUCCAGGCCGACAAAUUACAUAUUCGACCUCAUCACUGGGUUUGGGAAAGGUGUGGGUAGUGCACGGUGGGGAAAACCCUUCAAACAGAAGAAAAAGUUCGCCUCCACAGUCCUGAGGACUCUCGGUGUGAAGGAAGGCCUGGGCAGCAUGGAGGGGAAGAUUCGAGAAGAGACGGGCUGCCUCUGCGCCAAGGUUGCUGAAAAUGGAGGCCAGCCCUUUGAUCCCCAGAGUGACCUGCAGGUCACUAUAGCGAACGUCAUCUGCUCCAUGGUGUUCGGAAAUCGCUUUGACUACGGCGACGAGCGGUUCAGGGAACUGUCAGAGGCGAUACUUGUCACGAUGGACCGACUGGGAGCCGGGCAGGUCAUUAACGUGUUCCCGUUCCUGCGAUUUGUCCCUGGGGUGAACAGGUCUCUCCACGAUGUAAACAAGUGUAGCGCGAAGAUCCACGAGUUUCUCUGGGAGGAAAUCUCGCGCCAUCGCCAGGCCCUGGACCGCGAGAAUCCGCGAGACUUCCUCGACUAUUGCCUGGUCGAACUUGAAAGGCAGGAAAAGGUGGAAGAUUUCACCGAGGAACAAGUGCUAUAUCUCGUGUACGACGUUUUCCUCGCUGGACUGGACACACUCUCCAACACAGUGCGAUGGUGUCUGCUGUACAUGAUCAUGUACCCAGACGUCCAAGAGAAGGUCCAGUCGGAGCUUGAUGCCGUUGUUGGAGGCGCCCUGCCCACCCUGUCCCACCGUGCCCGGCUGCCUUACACCCAGGCCACUGUGAUGGAGGUACAGCGGAUCCGCCAUGUUGGUCCUCUCGGUCUGCCUCACGCCACCACGCAAGACGUCACAGUGGGCCAGUUCCAUCUACCGACGGGAGCUAAGGUCAUGACGAACCUGCACUCCCUCCACAUGGACCCCGCCUACUGGCCGGAUCCGGACCGGUUUGACCCCGGAAGGUUUCUGGACGCAGAAGGAAAGAUCAUUAACAAACCGAAGUCAUUCAUGCCAUUUUCUGGAGGAAGACGCACGUGCCUUGGAGAGCAGCUCGCCAAGAUGGAGCUAUUCCUGCUGUUCUCCAGCCUGCUGCAGAACUUCACCUUCAAGCCGCCAGAGGGCGCCCCUCCACCGUCUGAUGAGGGCAUAAUGAGAAUCACACUGAUGGCUCACCCCUUCAAGCUGUGCGCAAUUCCACGUUGAAUCGUUAUC
Branchiostoma belcheri (Belcher's lancelet) is the source of this 1521-nucleotide messenger RNA. RefSeq names its product cytochrome P450 2C31-like. Lineage: Eukaryota; Metazoa; Chordata; Leptocardii; Amphioxiformes; Branchiostomatidae. The transcript is spliced from 7 exons. Gene Ontology annotation, biological process: xenobiotic metabolic process. The record is from RefSeq and is a predicted model, not a curated record. Bases 1 to 1512 code for a protein of 503 amino acids. Gene Ontology annotation, cellular component: cytoplasm; intracellular membrane-bounded organelle. Gene Ontology annotation, molecular function: heme binding; oxidoreductase activity, acting on paired donors, with incorporation or reduction of molecular oxygen, reduced flavin or flavoprotein as one donor, and incorporation of one atom of oxygen; iron ion binding.